GAUGAAUAGGGUCCCACAUCAGUAUCUCGGUCACCCACGCUCUCAAAGUCAAUCCAGCUUUUAAAUAUAAGCACUUUUGAAACUCUCAACCCCACCAAAAUGCUCACCUAUCUGUAUUUCAAUACCUUAAAUUUAAGGUAGAGCUCUUAAAUACCAGAUUCUUUUAAGGAAAAAUUAGAUAACAUCAAUGUAGCAAAAUUAGCAAUUUCAUUAAUGCUAUACCAAUAAUUCAAACCAAAUAAAGUAAAAAGUAACAAGUAAGAUUCAAUGUCCUGUUCAGUGAGUAGUUCUGCAGUGUAGUGUCGCGUAUUCGAACCCGCGACGUGAAAAAAAAACUUUUGCAAUUGUUUAAGGAAAUUUAGCAGCAACAUGAAAGCUAAAAACCUUUUUUGGAGUGGGUGGUGUGAGUGUGAGGUUCUGUAAUCAUGUUCACCUUUUUUGUUUCUUCCUUCACAUUACAAACACAUCUCCAAAAACUAUCAACUUUUAGUUCCAAAUCUUCAAAAACAAAACUUGUUGUUUCUAAUGAAUCUUUUUUAUCCUUUACUUUUCUUUGUUCUUUUGUUCUUCAAUUGUGCAGUUUCUGAGUCCAGUGUUGGUAUUGGACACAGUCUUAUGGUUGAAGCUCCUCUGGAGUAUAGAAUUGGUUUCACAGUUGGAGGUUUUCUUUUGGAGAAUGAUCAGACAGUACCGAAGUACCGAGUUGCAUUGAGUAUUGAAGCUAUCGAUGCGAAAUUCGCAUGCUCAUUGUUGGUUUUUCUUGGGGAUGUUAAGGUUUGGGAUUCUGGUCAUUAUUCUAAGUUUUAUGUCACUGGAACAUGUUUGCUGGAGUUUACUAUGGAUGGUGAUUUAAGGCUUAAGGGUCCUAAUGGGACAGUUGGAUGGAAAACUGGAACUUCAGGACAAGGUGUUCAGCAGAACCUGCAAAUACUGAGGACAGGAAAUCUUGUGCUUGUUGAUGAACAAAACAAUGUAAAAUGGCAAAGUUUCAAUUUUCCAACUGAUGUAAUGCUAAGAGGCCAACAACUUGAUGUGGCGACUCGAUUAACAUCUAUGCGAAGCAACUCGACCUUGUUCUACUCAUUCGAAAUCGAGAACAACCAGGUUUCCUUGUAUGUUAACUCUGGUAAGUUGAGGUAUUCUUAUUGGAACUUUCAACCUACCAUGAAUAGAACUAUCACAUAUAUUAAGCUGGGUUCAAAAGGGUUGUUAUUGUUCGAUGUAAAGUUCAAGAAAAUCGCGCAAAUCCCGUCUCAAAGUGUUCAACCUUUGAAAUUCUUAGCAUUGAAGAAUGAAUCAGGAAACUUUGGUCUUUAUUACUAUUCACAAGAGAAAGGAAAAUUUGAGGCUUCUUUUCAAGCACUUAACAGAACAUGUGACCUUCCAAAUUCUUGUAAACCUUAUGGUAUAUGUACAUUUUCCAACACAUGUUCAUGUAUUCAGAUUUUGACAAAUGACAAAAAGGUUAGUACUAGUGCUGAUUGUAGCGAAGGAUUUUCCGGAGGGUUUUGCGAUGGUGAAAAGGCGGAGAUGUUAGAAAUUGACAAUGUAAGUAGUGUGCUAAAGGGUGUUCCUGAAUCGGUUAAUAUUAGCCGAGAAGCGUGUUCGAGUUUAUGCUUGAAGGAUUGUAAAUGUGCUGCGGCGUUGUAUUUUAAGUACGCGAGCGAUGGAGCCGCGGAAUGUUAUGUUUAUAGAUUAGUACUUGGUCUCAAACAGGUGAAUAAAGGUUUAGGAUUUAGUUAUAUGGUUAAGGUUCGAAAGGGAAUUGGUAGAAAUCAUGAGAUGCAUAAUGUGAAAAGAUGGAUAUUUGUAGUUGUAGGUGUUUUUGAUGGUUUUAUAGUUAUGAUUCUUGUUGGAGGUUUUGGUUAUUGGUUGUUCAAAAGGAGAAGUUCAUGAGAAGUGCAUGAAAUGCAAGUUCAGGUUUAAGUUCUGAAUUCAUGUGUGAAAAAAUAGAGGGAAGAGAGAAUACAUAGUUUUGGUUGAUUUCAAGUGAUUUUUGAAAAUUCUUUGUGGUGACAAAAUGCUGCAUAUUGUGGCUUAUACAAAACUUACUUAUCAUUGGUGAAAAGAGAAAUGUGAACUUGUUAAAGUAAUUGAUUUCUUCUAGGUAAUUAUACUAA
Molecule: messenger RNA, 2120 nt
Organism: Lathyrus oleraceus (garden pea)
Lineage: Eukaryota; Viridiplantae; Streptophyta; Magnoliopsida; Fabales; Fabaceae
Product: PAN domain-containing protein At5g03700
Exons: 2
Coding region: 526-1896 (456 amino acids)
Source: RefSeq, a predicted model, not a curated record